Triticum turgidum subsp. durum (durum wheat) is the source of this 2343-nucleotide messenger RNA. The record is from the annotation of a GenBank genome assembly. Lineage: Eukaryota; Viridiplantae; Streptophyta; Magnoliopsida; Poales; Poaceae.
AUGGCCGGCCGGCUCGCCGACUACUUCCGUAUAGGUUUUUAUUCUGUGGUGCAGCAAAGCACUAGCCAGACCCAAGCCAUCAUGAAGCACCUCCUACUCUCUUGCACCUGUCUCCUACUCUGUGCUGUAGUCACACCGGUGACUGCCGACAUUCUGCGUGAAGCUGAAGCUCUUCUGAGUUGGAAGGCUAGCUUGGACGGCGCCGACGAGUCCCUAAGCUCAUGGUCAUUGGCCAACUCCAGCGGCGUCUGCCACUGGAUGCACAUCAGUUGCAACUCUGCCAGGAGCACCAUCGUCAACCUCAACAUCAGCGGUGCGAGUCUGAAUGGCACACUUGACAAGUUCGACUUCUCGGCUUUCCCCAACCUGAACAAGCUCAUCCUAUUUCAGAACGGUCUGCAUGGCAACAUUCCAGAAGGGAUCGGCGACCUGACAAGCCUGGCGCGGUUGCGGAUCAGCAGCAACUGGUAUGUAACUGGUACAAUUCCCCGUGGCAUUGGCCGGCUGAAGCAGCUCACUGAACUGCAACUGGGAGGUUUGGGUCUUGAUGGUGCGACGCUACCUGAAGAGAUUGGUAACUUGACAAGCUUGACGAAGAUUGCGCUCUACUCAAUCAAUUUGACUGGAUCAAUCCCGUUAACAUUCGGGAGACUGAAGAAGCUCCGGUUGCUGAACCUGAGAAACAACAGUCUGACAGGGCGCAUCCCGCUGGAGAUUGGUAACAUGACAGAAUUACAUCGCAUGGACCUGACGCGGAACUAUUUACAUGGCCAGAUACCAGGUACAUUCUCUCGUUUGGUAAAGCUAAAUGGCUUGUUGCUGUCAGAAAAUCAGCUCGGAGGCGACGUCAUCCUUGAGCUAGGGAAUAGCAGCAGGCUGUCUUAUAUCAACAUCGCAAAAAAUAGCUUCUCUGGGGUCUUCCCGCCGUCCAUUUGCGCGGGAGGGGCACUGGUUACGGUCCUUGCUGCAUACAAUGGAUUUACAAGCCUUCGCAGCCUGACCUUUCAGAACUGCACGACCCUGGAGCACAUUGACUUCACAGAAAACAAAAUUGUUGCAGACCUAAUGGCUUGUUUUGGCAAGCCUCCAGAACAACUUCGAGGGUUAACUGUCAGUAAUAACCAUCUGUAUGGCACACUUCUGACAGAUGAUGGUGAGGUAUUCCUCUGCAACUCUACUAGGUUAUCACUUCUGGACCUAUCAAAUAAUGCCUUAAAUGGAGACCUCUCCAACUCCAAGUGUUUAUGGAACAUGCGGCAUUUGGAAUUCAUGGAUUUGUCCAGUAACUCGCUCAGUGGUGUAGUUCCGUUCUUGGCGACGCCUAACCGGAAUCUUCAGUCUCUACACCUAGCGAAUAACCAUUUCAGUGGAGCCUUUCCUUUGGUUCUUAAGAAAAGCAAGAGACUUAUCACUCUAGAUCUGGGAGGCAAUAAUUUCUCAGGUGGAAUACCUUCUUGGAUAAGCAAGAGCUUGCCUGAACUAAGAUUUCUUUUACUGUCAUCAAACAUGUUUGAUGGCAUCAUACCAUCACAGAUAUUACAAUUUCGUCAACUCCAGAUAUUGGACCUGUCAAAAAACAAGUUCACUGGACGGAUUCCAUCCAAUUUUGGUAACUUUACUGGCAUGAUCCAAGAACAGAAAAAUGGGAACGGCACAUACUGCUACCUGCCAGCAGAGCAGCUUCGUAUAGUCCUGAAGAAUGAGGGUUAUCUUUACAACUUCACGAUAUCGUUCAUAGUGGGUAUGGACUUAUCUAGCAACUUCCUUUCACAAGAGAUCCCAAAAGGGCUCACAUCACUUGUUGGACUCAGGUACCUAAACUUGUCAAGAAACCAUCUCUCAGGUGGUAUUCCUGGAGACGUUGGCAAUCUGGCAUUGCUAGAAUCCUUGGACCUUUCAGAAAACCAACUCUCAGGGGAAAUUCCUCCAAGCCUUGCAGAUUUGAAGGCCCUCGGCACUCUGAACCUCUCGACCAACGGUUUAUCGGGGAGGAUACCUACAGGCAGCCAGCUGCAGACAUUCCCAGAUCCUUCAAUAUACAGCAAUAAUCCAGGGCUGUGCGGUUUCCCGCUGCAGGACUGUGUAAACCCAUCUGCAUCAAACCAAAAUCAAAUGAGCCAGGACGAAGAUAUGGAGACACUCUGGUUGUACUGCUUUGUGGUAGCAGGAGUCAUCUUUGGGUUUUGGCUAUACUGGGGCGUGCUCUUUUGCAACACGACAUGGAGAUGUGCAUUCUAUCAAUAUGUCGACAACAUGCAAGACAAGGUAAUUGCCAAGAAAAUAGCUGCAUAUCGCACCUCCAAGCUAAGGCAUGAACGAGGACGUGCAUCACAAAUUUCUUAA